CGUCACCCCCGACGUGAUCGAUCAUAUCGCCACGAGCACCUACGUACAAUUGGAUAUAUGGAAGCGGCGGCGGUGGCGGCGGGCGGCUCGGAGAUCUACCGGCUGCCGGAGGAGUGCGUGGCGUACGCCAUCUCGCUGACGACGCCCGGCGACGCGUGCCACUCGUCCGCGGUGUCGCCGGCGUUCCGGGCCGCCGCCGACUCCGACUCCGACUCCGACUCCGACUCCGACGCCGUCUGGGACCGCUUCCUGCCGCCCGACCACGCCGCCGUGCUGGCGCGCGCCGACGAGCCCGUCCAGUGCGAGUCCAAGAAGGACCUCUUCUCGCGGCUCUGCGACAGCCCCGUCCUCCUCGACGGCGCCACCAUGAGCUUUGGGCUGGAGAGACGGAGCGGGGCGAAAUGCUUGAUGCUGUCGGCUAGGGCGCUGAGCAUUGUGUGGGGAGAUGAUCCGACGUGCUGGGUAUGGACCGCUAGCCUUCCGGGAUCCAGCAGGUUUCCGGAGGUCGCCGAGCUCGUCGACGUGUGCUGGCUGGAGAUCAGCGGGAAGCUGAGCCUGUCGCUGCUCUCCCCGGGGACAACCUACGCCGCCUACCUCGUCUUCGCCAUCGCCGACGACUCCUACGGCCUCGAGUGCCACGUCGGCAUGCUGCCACCCAAGGCCACAGUCACCGUCGUCGUCUCCGGGUCCGGGAGCAGCAGCAGCAAGAAGCCGACGACGGCGGGGGUUGCGAUGACGGCGACGACCAAGACGUCCACCGAGCACGCCAUCUGCCUGCAGCACAUGCAGGGCGAGGAGGAGGCCGCCAUGCACCGGCGGAAGCAGCAGUACAUGCGGCUCCGCAAGGGCUACGGCCGCAAGAUGAUGCUCACGAGGGAGGCCGACCCGGACAUCAGGUGCCCGCGGCGGAGGGGCGACGGGUGGGCGGAGGUCGAGCUGGGCGAGUUCGCCGUGGCCGGCGACGGCGAGGUCGCCGACGAUGGGGUGGUGGAGGUGAGGCUGGAGGAGGUGGAUAGCCGGCGCUGGAAGAGGGGGCUCAUUGUGCAAGGCAUUGAGAUAAGGCCCAAACACGCCGCUUCCUAGCGCUAUAGAGCCGGCUAGCUGCUAGAGGAUUUAAUUGUUUUUAAUCUAGGGGAGAAUUAAUUAUUAAGAAGUGGCGAUGAAUUAAUUAGGUCCGGUCCAGACAGUAACAGUCGAUCGACUCUCGACCAGAUUCUUUUCUGGACUGACGCAACAGCUUAAAAAAUCGAGCUGCUGAUCAAGAAUGGUGUGUCGUUGCGUCGUCAGUGCUUGCAUGCAGACUACUGCGUCGUCGUACGUGCUGCUGCAAAGCGCUUACGGGACACGCAUGCAUGCAGAACGGCUUGUUAAUGACAUUGCAUGCAUGCAUGGCUUAUAUAGCUAGUUUAAUAAUUAUAUAUAGAGAGAUGAUCAACUCAGGGCGACAGCCGAAUAGCAGAUCCUGCUGUGGUACGUGGUCCAGUUGGUGAUCCAAGGGCCAAAAUGAGAUUAAUUAUUGCAAAUAUAAUGUACUAGUAUUUGUUGUAAUGUUAAUUAUUCCACACAUAUUUUAACGUGGUUGUUCGUUGUUUU
Molecule: messenger RNA, 1593 nt
Organism: Panicum virgatum (switchgrass)
Lineage: Eukaryota; Viridiplantae; Streptophyta; Magnoliopsida; Poales; Poaceae
Product: putative F-box protein PP2-B12
Exons: 3
Coding region: 58-1083 (341 amino acids)
Molecular function (GO): protein binding
Source: RefSeq, a predicted model, not a curated record